AACGGCACACCAUGAUCCCCCUGCAAUAUCAUUUGAAAAGACUCACUGGUAUAAAAGGGUGUCUGUCUCCUGGUGUCUGCAUCAGUUUCAACUGAAUCGAUCUACUCAUCGCAGCCAACACCAUGAACGCUAUACUUAUUUUCACCAUCGUUGCUUUGGCUUCUCCCAUCUUCGCUGAAGAAGCUUUGGAGACGAAGAAGCACGAGAAGAGAGGUCUACUGGGCUUGGGUUAUGGCGGAUACGGUUUAGGUUAUGGUGGUCUCAACAGUUAUGGAGGUUCAGGAUACGGACAUGGAUAUCUUGGUGGUGCGGGAUAUGGUUUGGGUCAUGGAAUUGCAGCAGCACCAGCUCCGAUUUCCUAUAGCGCGCCAAUUUCCGCAUCUCACGGUUACAGCGCUCCGGUUAUUUCAGCCCCGAUACACGCUGGUUAUGGUGGUAUUGGCUUGGGUCAUGGUGGUAUUGGCCUAGGUCAUGGAUCAGGAUACGUACAUGGUUGGUGAACAGUUUAGGCAUGGAAAUAUCGGCCUGGUCAUUACCGCGGCUCGACUUCCCUCUUAAUGGAUCCGUCGAAGUAAAUUAAAUCAAUUUUCUUAUAUAUUUAUCUAACACAACCCUUAUCUGAUAAGUCUUUGUAUUUUUCCCUGUGUCUCUUUAAAUA
Cephus cinctus (wheat stem sawfly) is the source of this 658-nucleotide messenger RNA. RefSeq names its product keratin-associated protein 19-2. The transcript is spliced from 3 exons. Lineage: Eukaryota; Metazoa; Arthropoda; Insecta; Hymenoptera; Cephidae. The record is from RefSeq and is a predicted model, not a curated record. Bases 123 to 500 code for a protein of 125 amino acids.